AUGGUAGCUGAAGAGCAUGAUAGAACGAACAUCGGUUGCGAUGGUUCUCAAAAGGCGAGCCAGCUCUCAAUUAAUCAUGAUUCUGUUAAACUUUUAGUAAGGAAUACGUAUUGGACUAAAGAUUACAUGACAGGUAUCAAAUUAUUUAUAAGACAUAUGAAGGGACAGAAGGAUUUGUUGAGUAAAGAUAUUGCAUUUUACAGUGAUUUUUCCGACAAAUUUUGGAAGCCAUCGUUAAACAACCUACAAAAAUUAGAACCCACUAAUUCCAUCAAUAAACAGCUACUUGCAUCCAUGAGGGAACGCUUUAGUAUUAUAUCCACCGACCAAAUCGAGAGUGAUUGUAAGAUACCGUUACAAGAACUAAGAGAUCAUUCUGAAAGUUUCCUUCGUGAAGCAGAAAACGAUUUGUCAUCUCGGUAUUCAGUUUACGCUAAAGAUUUAAUCAAAGUCAAAGAAUCAUUAAAUGAGUGUGAAAAAAAAAUUCGAUACAUAUAUAAGUUAAAGAAAGUCAAGACAUCGAUAAAAGAUCCGCUUGAUAUUUCUAAUGGCAAGAACGAUGGCGAUGGAACAUCUGUAUUCGGGCUGGAGUUUGCAUGCGAAUUCCCUUACGCCCUGGAUGCUAGAUUGAAAUUUGAUAAUAGCGAACAGUUUAUGUCAUUUCUGUUGGACUUGAAGGGAAGUGUUAAAGUGGAAAAAAGUAUGUUUCCUGUUCCCGGGUUGCCAAAUGAAAGUUUUGAAGGUCAGUCGUUAUUCAAGGAAUUGAAGAAACUGGAGCCCAAACUAGACCUAUCCUUGUUUAAUAUUGAUAGAAUGGGUAAUGAAUUUAUUCAUCUAGGUAUAAUAAAGGGGUACUUCCUGAGCUUUUAUUCCAGUAAAAAUUCGCGAUUUGACCUUCAAAAAUACUAUUAUUGGGAUUGUGAGAUCUUUAACAAGCAUAAGAUUAUUUAUGAUGCCACUCCAAGGACUAAGAAAGCAUACGGCGAUCUAACACCAACUGAUAAUAAACAUGAAGAGAACUUAAGUGUAUCUUCCAUCAAAACUUCCAUAUCUGAUUGGAUUCGCAAAGUUAGUCUUCAGGACGACGACGACGGUGAUGUAACGGGGGGUGAAGAUAUAAACGAAAAUGAUUGGAAGAGCUUCAAGCAGCAAUUAAGUUCAUUACAGGAUAAUUUCUUUUCGAGAUGUUGCCAGUUGGAGUAUUCUAAAGUGCAAUUAGAGAAAACCAUCUACGACUAUUGUAAAAACUAUUCUAAAAUGGACGACGAAAUCAAGCAAAGUCUAGCGUUAUCUAACAAGAUUUUCCAUCAAAGAUGUGAACAAUUUACCAAAAGGCCAGUGUGUUCUUCACGGGAAGAAGACCCGUGCCAGAAAAAGGACGACAUAACAGGCUUUUUCCUUAGGGAUAAUGGCAUACCGUUCCGAAAGUGGAACAUCUUGGAGUUAAAUGACCCAAUGGAUGCCUGCAAAGAAAUCUCCAUUAAACGUGAGAAGUUUUUUUGUGGUAGCGAAAUAUGCGAUGACAUGACUUUCACAGACACUUUAGAGACAAUCAAGAUUAUACUGCGGCAGAUUGAAAAAGAACCAAAUGCUGGGAAAAUCACACAAAGCUGGCACAAUGAUAUUGAUUUCAUAAGGAUCUCAAAUUUGAAAAGAGAUCUAUUGGGGAAAUUCAAAGAAUCGAAAACUUUCCAAAAUACAAACUCCAUCAUAACGGCCCAGUUCUUGGAAAAAUCACACACCUACGUGACCAAUGAUUUCGUCGGACUCAUCAAAUUAUGGCUAUUAGAGCUACCUGAUAGUCUAGUACCUUCAAGCCAUUACGAUAUCUUGGUCAAAGCAGAAGAGCCGUUGAUUCCCUUGUGUGAACAAUUCUCAACGAGCUCCUUAAGAUUCCUACACGAGUUAGCAAGACAUUUUCAACUUCUCAACGCCGAGUCCUCACUCCCACCGCAAACCGUCCGCAACCUGUUUGUAGACUACAGUGAUAUAGACAUCCCAUUGGCGCACCACUUCAUAAGAAGAACAGGCUUGCAGAGCCCAAUGGACAUCAAGAUCUUGUCGCCAGCGCUAUAUACGUUUUUUAUCAAUCAAGACACACUAAAAACCUUGCAAAGGCUGGUCGAUAACGACACUACCGCUACGCCAACGCCUACUGCCCUCACAGAUCCACCCACCAUAAUCAUAAAGGACACCGCUCCACUUUCAUCUUCUACGUCUAACCCGCCACCAAAUAACCACGAUGGCCCAUUCAUCCCACGGCCUUUCAAAACUAGUUCUAUUCCGACAACCCCAGAGAAACCUAGACGCAAGAGCGGCCUUUUCCUCCCCAUCAACGUCAACGACCGCCCUUCUAUAUAA
Saccharomyces kudriavzevii IFO 1802 is the source of this 2361-nucleotide messenger RNA. It is a transcript of the gene RGD3, whose product is annotated as Rgd3p. The record is from RefSeq and is a predicted model, not a curated record. NCBI's taxonomy places the organism in Eukaryota, Fungi, Ascomycota, Saccharomycetes, Saccharomycetales, Saccharomycetaceae. The coding region runs from base 1 to 2361 and encodes 786 amino acids. Gene Ontology annotation, biological process: signal transduction. The transcript has a single exon.